Magnolia sinica is the source of this 1622-nucleotide messenger RNA. RefSeq names its product auxin transporter-like protein 3. The transcript is spliced from 8 exons. NCBI's taxonomy places the organism in Eukaryota, Viridiplantae, Streptophyta, Magnoliopsida, Magnoliales, Magnoliaceae. The coding region runs from base 112 to 1503 and encodes 463 amino acids. Gene Ontology annotation, cellular component: plasma membrane. The record is from RefSeq and is a predicted model, not a curated record.
CACACACCCACUUCAAAGAGUGAAAAGAAAAUGGAGUUGAUGCAUGAGGAGGAUUUCCUCCUUUAUAACCUCUAGAGCUCCUCUCUCUCUUGAACACAUUCCUUUAGAUCAAUGGCGUCGGAGAAGGUCGAAACCGUCAUUGCCGGAAACUACAUCGAAAUGGACAGAGAAGGCGAUCUCAAGCCUACUAAAAGCCGCUUAUCGAAGUUCUUCUGGGAUGGCGGUUCCGUCUACGACGCAUGGUUUAGCUGCGCGUCUAACCAGGUGGCUCAAGUACUUCUGACAUUGCCAUACUCAUUUUCCCAACUGGGGAUGUUGUCUGGGAUCCUUUUUCAGCUGUUUUAUGGAUUGAUGGGGAGUUGGACAGCUUAUCUUAUUAGUGUCCUUUAUGUUGAAUACCGCACUAGAAAGGAGAGAGAAAAGGUGGACUUUAGAAACCAUGUAAUUCAGUGGUUUGAAGUCCUUGAUGGUCUGUUGGGGAAGCACUGGAGAAAUGCAGGCCUUCUUUUCAACUGCACUUUUCUUCUGUUUGGAUCAGUAAUUCAACUAAUUGCAUGUGCAAGUAACAUAUACUACAUCAAUGAUAAUCUAGACAAGAGAACAUGGACUUACAUCUUUGGUGCCUGUUGUGCUACAACAGUUUUCAUCCCUUCAUUCCAUAACUACAGAAUGUGGUCCUUUUUGGGGCUCCUCAUGACUACUUACACUGCAUGGUAUCUAACCAUUGCUUCCCUCAUCCAUGGACAGGUUGAAGGAGUAAAACACUCAGGCCCAACCAAAAUGGUUUUAUAUUUCACUGGAGCCACCAAUAUUCUCUACACCUUUGGUGGACAUGCUGUCACAGUAGAGAUUAUGCAUGCAAUGUGGAAGCCACAGAAAUUCAAGCUGAUAUACUUGAUGGCAACUCUCUAUGUGCUAACACUAACCUUACCAUCGGCGAUUUCGGUUUAUUGGGCAUUUGGCGAUAUGCUUCUCAACCAUUCCAAUGCUUUCGCUUUGCUCCCGAGGUCCGGAUUUAGGGAUAUGGCUGUCAUCCUAAUGCUCAUUCACCAGUUCAUAACAUUUGGAUUCGCCUGCACUCCCCUGUAUUUUGUGUGGGAGAAGGUCAUAGGGAUGCAUGAGACGAAGAGUUUGUUUAAGAGAGCUGUAGUUAGACUUCCAGUUGUGAUCCCCAUAUGGUUUCUGGCAAUCAUAUUCCCCUUCUUCGGCCCCAUCAACUCCACCGUCGGAUCUCUUCUGGUCAGCUUUACUGUCUACAUCAUCCCUGCUUUAGCACAUAUGAUCACCUUCGCUCCUGCUUCUGCGAGAGAGAAUGCAGUAGAGAGACCACCAUCAUUUCUAGGAGGAUGGGCUGGCUUGUACUCCAUGAACUUGUUUGUGGUGGGAUGGGUGUUUGUGGUGGGAUUUGGGUUUGGAGGGUGGGCCAGCAUGCUCAACUUCAUUCAGCAAGUUGACACAUUUGGCAUGUUCACUAAGUGCUAUCAAUGCCCUCAUAAAGCUUGAUUACCAUUUCUCCAAAUAAAGGAAAAGUUUAAAAUAUUUCAAAGAUAUAUGUAAAGUGAUUAGUAUCUCUUGUAAUUUCUUUCUUAAAUGCAACCCUUCAUGGGAACCUCUUAAUUCUA